This is a messenger RNA of Physeter macrocephalus (sperm whale), 2392 nucleotides long. RefSeq names its product MLX interacting protein (gene MLXIP). Lineage: Eukaryota; Metazoa; Chordata; Mammalia; Artiodactyla; Physeteridae. The transcript has 16 exons. Gene Ontology annotation, cellular component: RNA polymerase II transcription regulator complex. Gene Ontology annotation, molecular function: protein dimerization activity; DNA-binding transcription factor activity. The coding region runs from base 77 to 2392 and encodes 771 amino acids. Gene Ontology annotation, biological process: positive regulation of transcription by RNA polymerase II. The record is from RefSeq and is a predicted model, not a curated record.
GAAGAAUUUCAAGGGCCUGAAGCUCCAGUGGAGAGACAAGAUCCGGCUCAACAACGCCAUCUGGCGGGCAUGGUACAUGCAGUAUUUGGAGAAGCGCAAGAACCCCGUGUGCCACUUUGUCACCCCGCUGGACGGCUCUGUGGAAGUGGACGAGCACCGGCGGCCAGAGGCCAUCACCACGGAAGGGAAGUACUGGAAAAGCCGCAUUGAGAUCGUGAUCCGGGAGUAUCACAAGUGGAGAACCUACUUCAAGAAAAGGCUCCAGCAGCACAAGGAUGAGGACCUCUCCAGCCUGGCCCAGGACGAUGACAUGCUUUAUUGGCACAAGCACGGGGAUGGCUGGAAGACCCCAGUCCCCAUGGAGGAGGACGCGCUGCUGAACACAGACAUGCUCAUGUCGGAAUUCAGCGACACCCUCUUCUCCACGCUUUCCUCGCACCCGCCCGUGGCCUGGCCCAACCCUCGCGAAAUAGCACAUCUGGGAAACGCAGACAUGAUUCAACCGGGGCUGAUUCCUUUGCAGCCCAACCUGGACUUUAUGGACACUUUUGAGCCUUUCCAGGACCUCUUCUCUUCCAGCCGCUCCAUUUUUGGCUCUAUGCUGCCUGCACCCGCCUCAGGGCCUGCACCAGAUCACAACAGCCCACCUGCUCAGGAGAGCGUCCUGCCAGCCCCCGCUCUGCCCUCCCCGAGCCUCCCUGACGGCUUCAUCGCGCCCCCUGCAGCCGCGGCCCUGGACCCCACGAGUGGGCAGGGCUGUGCACACACCUCCCAGCCGGGGGACCCCUUUCUCCAGCCCGCAGACUUAGGUCCCUCGGCACCACCACUGAGCGUCCCCCAGCCCUUCCUGCCCGUGUUCACCAUGCCCUUGCUGUCGCCCAGCCCAGCCCCGGCACCCGCUUCCCCCGUCUUGCCAUUAGGCCCUCCUCCCGCCGCUGCCCCGAACCCCCCGACUCCCCCUGCCUUCCUGCAGCCGCAGAAGUUUGCCGAAGUCAGCAAGUCGCCCCCUGUCAUCACCCACACGGCCUCUGCCACCCUCACCCACGACGCCUCUGCCACCACCUUCAGCCAGAGCCAGGGCCUCAUCAUCACGACCCACUAUCCCACCCCCUCCGUGUCCCCCUGUGGCCUGGCGCUGUCUCCGGUCACCCGGCCACCAGCCGUCGGGCCUCCUCAACCCCGUUUAACUUUCGUGCACCCCAAGCCCGUAUCCUUGCCUGGGGGGAGGCACAAGCAGCCCCCCAAAAUAGUGCCUGCUCCCAAACCAGAGCCCAUGUCCUUGGUAUUGAGGAAUGCUUGCCUCGCCCCAGCUGCCUUUUCAGGACAGCCCCAAGCAGUGAUCAUGACAUCAGGCCCUCUGAAGAGAGAAGGGAUGUUGGCUUCCACCGUGUCCCAGUCCAACAUGGUCAUCACGCCCGCUGCCAUCGCCAGGGCUCCCGGGGUCACAGAGUUCCACAGCGGCAUCCUGGUGACAGACCUUGGCCACGGCACGGGCAGCCAGCCCGCUCCCAUCUCCCGGCUCUUCUCUCCCAGCACAGUGCCGGACUCCCUGGUAAAGGGCGAGCAGGUCCCGCCACAUGGGGGCAUCGCCCAGGUCCCUGCCACGGGUGCCAGUCGAGACUGCCCGAACUCGGGGCAGGCCUCUCCGUGUGCUUCAGAACAGAGCCCCAGUCCUCAGUCUCCCCAGAACAACUGCUCAGGGAAAUCUUCUGCAGACCCCAAAAAUGUGGCUGCUUUAAAGAACAGGCAGAUGAAGCACAUUUCAGCCGAGCAGAAAAGGCGCUUCAACAUCAAGAUGGGCUUUGACACCCUCAGCAGCUUGAUCGCCAAUAACACCAAGCUGACCAGCCACGCCAUCACGCUGCAGAAGGCCGUGGAGUACAUCACCAAGUUGCAGCAGGAGCGCAGCCAGAUGCAGGGGGAGGCCCGGCGGCUGCGAGAGGAAAUCGAGGAGCUCAACACCACCAUCAUCUCCUGCCAGCAGCUGCUGCCUGCCACGGGCGUCCCCGUCACCCGGCGCCAGUUUGAUCACAUGCGAGACAUGUUUGACGAAUACGUGAAAAGCCGGACUCUGCAGAAUUGGAAGUUCUGGAUUUUCAGCGUCAUCAUCAAGCCGCUCUUUGAGUCCUUCAGGGGUGUGGUGUCCAGCAGCAGCCUGGAGGAGCUGCACCGGACGGCGCUGUGCUGGCUGGACGAGCACUGCUCCCUGCCCGUUCUCAGGCCGACUGGCGCCCGGGCCGUGUCUGCAGGCUGCCCCCUCUGUCUUGCAGCCGUGCUGAACACCCUCCGGCACCUGAGUACCACCACGUCCAUCCUGACGGACCCGUCCCAGCUGCCCGAGCAGGCGGCGGAGGCCGUCACCAGAAUGGGCCAGAGAUCUGGGGAGUCUUAG